AUGUCUACACGAGCCCCUUCGAGAGCGCUGCGAGCACUAUCCGGCCGCCCAGUAUGUUCCAGCUGCGCUGCUGCGUCCAUCAGACCGAUGGUGUCCGCGCGCAUCAUUCGGGCGCCAUUCGGUUCCAAGAAAAGAUUCAAUUCGACAACGAGCGAGAUUCCAGCGGGAAUUACUAUCCGGCCAUAUGUCGAGCCGGUGGGAAAGAAGCAUCGAGCACAUCAUGGACCCAGAGAUCGAAUUACUCAUCGUAUACCGGAGCUCUCCCUGUCCCUCUCAUCAAGCGGUGAGGAGGUCGUCCUUGCCGGCUGGCUAUACUCACAGCGACGAGCAUCCGAGAAUCUCCACUUCUUCACCCUCCGCGAUUCCAGCGGCGAGUCGGUCCAGCUCGUAUGUCGGGACAAAAGUUCCGCCGAGCUAUUGAUGGGUCUGCCACUGGAGUCUGUCGUUCAGGUAUCUGGUGCAGUCAAGGCGAAGAAACAGAAAAAGGCCGCUUCGGCCGCUGUGGGCAGUGCAGACAAGCCGGCGGAUGAGCUGGAGAUUGAGGUUUCUGGGGCUAUAUUGCUUAACCCGGCUGAAGAGAGCUUGCCUUUCUAUCCUAAUCGACUGGAACUGGCGAAUGAGGAACUGCGAGCGCAAUACCGUUUCCUCGAUCUACGGCGAAAAGAGCUGGCCAAUAACAUAAAGCUACGGUCCCAGGUAGCCCAUAUCGCCCGGAACUACUUCCACGAGCAAGGAUUCACCGAGAUCGAAACCCCCAACCUCCUCCACCCCUCUCCCGAAGGCGCACGCGAGUUCCUCGUCCCCACGCGCCUCCUCACCCCUUCCGGCCAACCCACAUUCUAUGCCCUCCCCCAAUCCCCACAACAACCCAAACAGCUGCUCGUAGCCGGAGGCGGCGUCGAGAAGUAUUACCAGAUCGCGCGGUGUUUCAGGGAUGAAGAUGGGCGGAAAGACCGGCAGCCUGAGUUUACGCAGAUCGAUCUGGAGAUGGGGUUUGUGGAUGGUGCUGCAGCCUCAGGCGCGGCGGGGAGAGGGGGGAGCGGGACGUGGGGGAUCGGAGGUGGGCAGGUGAGGGAUGUGGUGGAGGGUCUGAUUAGGCAGGUGUGGAGGGAAGUGAAGGGGAUGGAGCUGGAAGAGUUUAGGGUGAUGCCUUAUGAGGUGGCUAUGGACGUGUAUGGCUCUGACAAGCCUGAUACGCGGUUCGAGAUGUACACAUUGCCAAUAGGCUACUACCCUACGCUGUCGGACGAGUCGCUCGACAAGAUCCUGCUGGAUGAAAGCCAGUACACCGUGGAAUGGAUGGUCACGGCCGGAGAGUACGCCAAGCAGGUGGAUAUCCCAUCACUGAUUGGGACGAACAAUUUCAUCCAGCAGAUCGCCAUCACGGAAGAGAAUGUCCAUUCCUGGCUCGCCGAUACGCCCCUUCUCAGCUCCAAGGGGCUUUCCAUUGACCCUUCUCUCCCUGGUGGGCCGAAUCCGGGGGACGUCAUCUUCCUAGCCCAGCGAAAGAAGAUUGCCGAAGGCGGCUGGACACAAUUGGGCAGACUGCGAGUCCAGAUGCUUGAGCAUCUCAUCAAUAAGGGCUCCAUCAUUCCACCACCCAAACCGCACUUCCUCUGGGUGACCCAAUUCCCCCUCUUUACACUUGCCGAUCCCGACAAGGAGCACCUCUCUAAGGGCCGAUACGCGGCGACCCACCAUCCAUUCACUGCGCCCAUGUUUGAGGACCUCGCGGAUCUCAAGGCGGGCAAGGUCGACAAGGUUCGAGGACAGCACUAUGAUUUGGUACUUGAUGGGCAGGAGGUAGGGGGCGGGAGUGUCAGGGUGCAUGAUGCGGGGCUGCAAGAGUAUAUCUUGAAGGAGGUGUUGCAGCUGAAUGAGGAUGAGGUAUCUCGCUUCGCGCAUCUUCUGCAAGCCCUCAAAUUUGGUGCACCACCCCAUGCUGGUUUGGCUAUUGGUUUCGACCGGCUCGUUGCCAUCCUGGCGGGCGCAAAGUCUAUCAGGGAGGUCAUCGCGUUCCCAAAGACUGGGGCGGGAUAUGAUCCGGUAUUCAAGUCGCCGAGGGAGGCGGAGGAGGGAGUGCUGAAGGACUAUGGACUGAGCGCGAUUGCGGACAAAGAGGGGAGAACAGCGGGCGGCCAAUAG
Messenger RNA from Dioszegia hungarica, 2145 nucleotides. RefSeq lists its product as uncharacterized. The transcript has 11 exons. The record is from RefSeq and is a predicted model, not a curated record. Gene Ontology annotation, biological process: aspartyl-tRNA aminoacylation. The coding region runs from base 1 to 2145 and encodes 714 amino acids. NCBI's taxonomy places the organism in Eukaryota, Fungi, Basidiomycota, Tremellomycetes, Tremellales, Bulleribasidiaceae. Gene Ontology annotation, cellular component: cytoplasm; mitochondrion. Gene Ontology annotation, molecular function: nucleic acid binding; ATP binding; aspartate-tRNA ligase activity.